Messenger RNA from Euleptes europaea (tarantolino), 1479 nucleotides. RefSeq names its product protein phosphatase 2 regulatory subunit B'alpha (gene PPP2R5A). Gene Ontology annotation, cellular component: protein phosphatase type 2A complex; cytosol; nucleus. Gene Ontology annotation, biological process: protein dephosphorylation; signal transduction. The transcript has 13 exons. Lineage: Eukaryota; Metazoa; Chordata; Lepidosauria; Squamata; Sphaerodactylidae. The record is from RefSeq and is a predicted model, not a curated record. Gene Ontology annotation, molecular function: protein phosphatase activator activity. The coding region runs from base 4 to 1479 and encodes 491 amino acids.
GCCAUGUCGGCGACGACCAUCUCCGCCGCGGAGAAAGUGGACGGCUUCACGCGCAGGUCGGUGCGCAAGGCGCAGAAGCAGAAGCGCUCGCAGGGCUCCUCGCAGUUCCGCACGCAGAGCAGCCAGGUGGAGCUCGCCCCGCUGCCCCAGCUGAAAGAUGCCACCUCAAAUGAUCAGCAAGACCUCUUUUGUCAGAAGCUGCAGCAGUGUUGUGUAUUGUUUGAUUUCUUGGACUCUGUCUCAGACUUGAGGAGCAAAGAAAUUAAAAGAGCAACGCUGAAUGAACUGGUGGAAUACGUUUCAACAAAUCGUGGUGUGAUUGUUGAAUCAGCAUAUUGUGACAUAGUGAAAAUGAUUAGUUAUAAUAUCUUCAGAACACUUCCACCAAGUGAAAAUCCAGAUUUUGAUCCAGAAGAAGAUGAGCCAACAUUAGAAGCCUCCUGGCCCCAUAUACAGCUGGUAUAUGAAUUUUUCCUGAGAUUUUUAGAGAGUCCCGAUUUCCAGCCGAGCAUUGCGAAACGUCAUAUUGACCAGAAGUUUGUACAGCAGCUGUUGGAGCUUUUUGAUAGUGAAGAUCCACGAGAGCGCGACUUCUUAAAAACUGUUCUUCACCGAAUUUAUGGCAAAUUCCUUGGAUUAAGAGCAUUCAUCAGAAAACAAAUCAACAAUAUUUUCCUAAGGUUUAUAUAUGAAACGGAACAUUUCAAUGGUGUUGCUGAACUCCUUGAGAUACUAGGAAGUAUUAUCAAUGGGUUUGCAUUGCCCCUGAAAGCAGAGCACAAGCAGUUCCUUAUGAAGGUUCUUAUUCCUAUGCACACUGCAAAAGGAUUAGCUUUAUUUCAUGCACAGCUGGCCUAUUGUGUUGUUCAGUUCCUGGAGAAAGAUAUGACAUUAACGGAGCCGGUUAUCAGAGGACUUCUCAAAUUUUGGCCAAAAACAUGCAGCCAGAAAGAGGUAAUGUUUUUAGGUGAAAUUGAAGAAAUCCUGGAUGUAAUAGAACCAACACAAUUUAAAAAAAUACAAGAGCCUCUCUUUAAACAGAUAGCCAAGUGUGUGUCUAGUUCACAUUUUCAGGUUGCGGAAAGGGCUUUGUACUUCUGGAAUAACGAAUACAUUCUUGGUCUGAUUGAGGAGAACAUCGAUAAAAUUCUGCCUAUUAUGUUUAGUAGUUUAUACAAGAUUUCCAAAGAACACUGGAAUCCGACCAUUGUAGCAUUAGUAUAUAACGUGCUGAAAACACUGAUGGAGAUGAAUGGAAAACUAUUUGAUGAACUCACAAACUCUUACAAAGCAGAGAGACAAAGAGAGAAGAAGAAAGAGCUAGACCGUGAAGAACUAUGGAGAAAACUGGAGGAACUAAAGCUUAAAAAAGCACUGUCUGAGCAAAGUAGCACACCAACGAUAAACACACAAAAUGACGAUGUAGUGCCAAUGUCAAGUGAAAAUGACUCCACAAGAAGCUCUUUUCUACAUACGUAA